Messenger RNA from Exophiala oligosperma, 945 nucleotides. RefSeq lists its product as uncharacterized. The record is from RefSeq and is a predicted model, not a curated record. The transcript has a single exon. Lineage: Eukaryota; Fungi; Ascomycota; Eurotiomycetes; Chaetothyriales; Herpotrichiellaceae. The coding region runs from base 1 to 945 and encodes 314 amino acids.
AUGUCCUCGAAAAAGCACGUCGUCUUCGUGACAGGGGCCACAGGCGCCCAAGGAGGCGCCGUCGCUCGAUCCCUCCUCUCCGCCGGCCACGCGGUCCAUGCCCUCGCCCGAGACCCGUCGUCGACGGCGGCACAAACCCUGUCUGAGCUGGGAGCGACGGUAUUCCCCGGCGACUUUGACGACCCGAGCUCGCUCACGUCAGCGGCCAAGGGUUGCACGGCGGCGUUCAUCAACCUGUCUCCCGUCUUCACCGACCCGUCUGGGGAAGCCAGGCACGGCCGGAACGUCGUCGCGGCAUGUCGCGAAGCCGGUAUUGCUAGGGUAAUCGAGUCCUCGGUGCCCAGCGUCGACCGUCUCGAACGAGGAGACCUCAACGGCGUGGAUAAUAAUCCGACGCUCAAGUAUCGUUAUGCCAAGAUCCACGUCGAACGCGCCGUCAAGGAGGCCGGGUUCGACAACUGGACCAUCCUCCGGGUCCCACGACUGCUUCACUCCUUUGUCGACCCGAAGCUGUCACGCAUGGUGUUCCCAAAACUGGCGGGCGACGGCGUCAUCCGCACCGUCCUACCCCCAGACGAGCCCCAGUCGGUCCUGGACACCAGGGAUAUCGGCCGCGCCUUUGUCCACCUGCUCGAUGACACGACUGGUCGGUACAGAAACAAAAAGCUCGCAUUGUCCGGAGAGACACUGACCUUUCAGGACAUUGCGAACGCGAUGAACGAAGCGCUCGGUCAGGAUAGGGUUCACGUGGAGUACGUCCGCGAGUCCCUGGCCCGCGAGCUGGGCAAGACGGACCCGAUCGUGGCUUCCGAGUUGUUAUACCUCGACAACCCUGGCUUCUUGCUUUUUGACGAGAACGACUUUGACUUCAAAUUGUCAUCGGCAAAGGAGUACUUUACGAGGGAGAAAGCGGCACUAGAGCGAGCGGUCGGCCUUACAUCAUAG